Messenger RNA from Aspergillus thermomutatus, 1155 nucleotides. RefSeq names its product aldo/keto reductase. Lineage: Eukaryota; Fungi; Ascomycota; Eurotiomycetes; Eurotiales; Aspergillaceae. The record is from RefSeq and is a predicted model, not a curated record. The transcript has 5 exons. Bases 1 to 1155 code for a protein of 384 amino acids.
AUGGCCUCAGUCUUUCAGUUUGCGCCCAAGCCAGCCAGCCUCCUUGGUUACCACCGAGUUUUGUCGCCCAGUGCCGGCAUCAAGGUCUCCCCGUUGUGCCUCGGGGCUAUGAACUUUGGUACAGCUUGGAAAGAUUUCAUGGGCGAAUGUGAUAAAGAGCAAUCAUUCAAGCUCCUCGAUGCAUUCUACGACCUCGGGGGCAAUUUCAUUGACACAGCAAACAACUAUCAGGAUGAGGAGUCUGAAAUCUGGCUGGGAGAAUGGAUGCAAGCCCGCAAGAAUCGGGACCAACUUGUCAUCGCCACCAAAUACACAACCGGGUUUCGAUCAGCCCACCGUGCCACAGAGCCUCUCCAGUCAAACUACGUGGGCAAUUCUGUCAAGAGUAUGCGCAUCUCUGUGGAGCAAAGCCUCAAAAAGCUCCAAACAGACUAUAUUGAUCUGCUGUAUGUCCACUGGUGGGACUUUACCACCUCUGUCGAAGAAGUUAUGCAGGGCCUCAACGCGCUGGUAAACGCUGGAAAGGUCCUCUACCUCGGAAUCUCAGACACGCCCGCGUGGGUCGUCGUCAAAGCAAAUGAGUAUGCGCGGGCGAAUGGUCUGCGCCCAUUCUCCGUCUAUCAGGGUAAAUGGAAUGCUGGGUUUCGGGACCUGGAGCGCGAGAUCAUACCAAUGUGUCGCAACCAGAACAUGGCGAUCGCUCCUUGGGCCCCUCUGGGCCAGGGGAAAUUCAAGUCGGCCAAGGCACGGCAGGAAGGAGAGCAAGGCUCUGCGAGAGCCUCGGCUGUCAACGAACACGACAUCAAAGUCUCUGAGGCGCUGGAGAAGAUUGCGAACCAAAAGAAAACAAACCUUCAUGCUAUUGCACUUGCCUAUGUUCUGCACAAGGCACCAUAUGUCUUCCCAAUCAUUGGCCAACGCAAGGUUGAGCAUCUCAAAGCCAAUGUCGAAGCAUUAAGUAUCAGUCUGUCAGAAAAUGACCUCGCCGAGAUCGAUAAUGCGGCCCCUUUUGACGUCGGAUUCCCCAUGACCUUUAUUUUCCGUGAUGGCUACAGCUCGACAAAGACUGCAGCAGACGUCUUCCUCACGAAAACAGCAGCCCAUAUCGACGUCCCUCCCCAUCUUUCCCCUGUCCACCCACGCUCGGACAUCUGA